Molecule: messenger RNA, 1572 nt
Organism: Dioscorea cayenensis subsp. rotundata (Guinea yam)
Lineage: Eukaryota; Viridiplantae; Streptophyta; Magnoliopsida; Dioscoreales; Dioscoreaceae
Product: F-box protein FBW2
Exons: 3
Coding region: 214-1179 (321 amino acids)
Molecular function (GO): protein binding
Source: RefSeq, a predicted model, not a curated record
AAGAAGCAACUUUCCUCUUUAUUUUCUGCCAACUAUCAGUCUCGAUGCCUCUUUUUUCAACAAGACUUGCAUCAUUGUCCUACUUGAAACCUUUCUUUGGUAGCCAUUACUUCUUAUGUGCCUCCAUUUUUCACUCUUAUUCCAAAUAUGCUCUGGAACGCCACCAUCCAAAGCCCAGCCCUUUGUGCUGUACAUCCAUAGGUUUACAGGAGUAUGGGGGAAAAUGGUGAGUUUAGGGGUUGGGAGGAACUGAUCCCUGAUGCACUUGGACUGAUCUUUCGCAACCUCCCCCUUCAAGAGAUCUUGACUGUAAUCCCAAGGGUCUGUAAAUCUUGGGGGAGGGCGGUUGCCGGCCCGUACUGCUGGCAGGAGAUCAAUAUCGAGGAAUGGAGCCAGCGAUGCAAGUCUGAUCAGCUGGAUCGUAUGCUUCAAAUGCUCAUUAGCCGCAGCUGCGGCUCCUUCCGUAAACUCAGUGUCUCUGGGCUCUCUAAUGAGUCGAUCUUUUCCCUCAUCGCCAACCAUGCUGGUUCUCUUCGGUCCUUAGAGCUCCCAAGAAGUGAAAUAAGCGAUCCCAUAGUAGAACAAGUUGCAGGGAGAUUAUGCAACCUUACUUUCCUGGAUUUGAGCUACUGUAAGCGGAUAGGUUCCCGUGCUCUUGAGGCAUUUGGAAAGCAGUGCAAGUCUCUCAUAGGGCUUCGGCGUGCAAUGCACCCAUUGGAGGUGGCGGACAAAGUUUGCCAAGACGAUGAAGCAUAUGCAAUAGCUUGUACAAUGCCGAAGCUUCGGCACCUUGAGAUGGCAUACCUGCUCCUCACCACCAGAGGAGUUCUCGAGAUACUCACGAGAUGCACUAACCUCGAGUUCUUGGACGUGCGGGGUUGUUGGGAGAUUAAUAUCGAUGAGAAACUUCUCAGAGAGAAGUUCACCGGGCUAAAGGUGCUGGGACCGAAUAUAGUUGACUGUUUCGAGAGGAAUUUCUGGUCUGAUUGCUCAGACUAUUCUGACUCUUCUGAUUACUCAUGGGAUUUUAUGGAUGAUGGGGUCGGAGUUUAUGAAGGAGAAAGUGAUGAUGAUGGUGUGUGGGAUGACGAGCAUGGAUUGCAAGGGCUGGAAGUAAGAUUCUAUGGUGGUGGCUUUAAUGAAGCCUAUUCUGCAUUUGAUUGGCCGCCAUCGCCAUAAGGAUGGAUUGUACUGUUUUUGCUACUGCUUGUUGGUGGUUUCUAAAUCUCUUCGCUUAUCAUCUCCUACCAAGAUUUGCCGUAUUCCAACUAAAAAACAGGCUACCGCUUGCGACUAAGAACCGGCUAAUGCUUGCCAUACUAGUACUAUCUCUAAAACCGAUCAUAGACUUCCUACUUGUAACUUCUCUGCUUUCUUUCAUGAAAACUAUGACUAGUGUUGCAUGUUUAUGUAAAUUGCCUGUUUACAUUGAAGCAAGUAUCAUGCAUGCUGUGUUUCUUUGUUUUCUUGACCUCUUUGUAAGUGAAGGUUUAUAGUGUAUUAGUGUCAGACAUCUUCACUUGGAUUCUGCUUCAACAUAAUUGCUGUUCAGAGCUUAUUAACGUUAUUGAA